Messenger RNA from Diceros bicornis minor, 1959 nucleotides. It is a transcript of the gene LRRC28, whose product is annotated as leucine rich repeat containing 28. Gene Ontology annotation, molecular function: protein binding. Lineage: Eukaryota; Metazoa; Chordata; Mammalia; Perissodactyla; Rhinocerotidae. Bases 501 to 1604 code for a protein of 367 amino acids. The transcript has 12 exons. The record is from RefSeq and is a predicted model, not a curated record.
GGAGCGCUGGCUCCGCUGGCGCCGAGGUGUUUGAGGACCCGCUUUGUGCUAGAUACUGCAGCAGAGGCUGGUUUACAUGAGUGAAGAAAACAGCAGAAUCUCUGCCCUCAGGAGUUUACAGUCGCUUGGCUAGAUUGACAAUAGACAGAUAUACCAAUAAAUAUAUAGAUUACAAACUGUGAGGAGUCCUACAAAGAAAAACAAUUGGGUUUCUCUGAAAGAAUAACAGGAGAAUACUUUAGUUUGGGAUAGGGAAGUGAUUUUUACCUUGAAACCUGCAAGGUGAUGGGACAGUGCUUUCCAGGUUAAGGAGAGCGCCAAGUGCUGUGAAGACUUUCACACUGUCAAGGGCUAGAAAAGCCCAGGAGCUUGGUGAGAGAAUUAAGAUGGAGCAAGAUUGAGUAUCUUGCUCAGUCACAUAAUAUGUCUCAUAAAUAUAGAAAUGGACCAAUUUUGACAAGAUGUAGUGCUGCGGCGUGCCCAAUGGGAUAUGUUCAGUCAUGGCAUCCGAACUUUGCAAGACGAUCUCUGUGGCAAGGCUGGAAAAGCACAAAAAUUUGUUCUUAAAUUAUAGGAAUCUGCACCAUUUCCCAUUGGAGUUACUGAAAGAUGAGGGACUACAGUACUUGGAGAGACUCUAUAUGAAAAGGAACUCCCUUACAACCUUGCCAGAAAACCUUGCUCAGAAGCUUCCAAACCUUGUGGAACUGUACCUUCACUCAAAUAACAUAGUUGUGGUUCCGGAAGCCAUUGGGUCCCUUGUAAAACUCCAGUGUUUGGAUCUUAGUGACAAUGCCUUAGAAAUUGUUUGCCCAGAAAUUGGUCGUCUGAGAGCUUUACGUCAUCUUCGAUUAGCUAAUAACCAACUGCAAUUCCUACCUCCAGAGGUUGGCGAUUUGAAGGAGCUGCAGACACUAGACAUUUCUACCAAUCGUUUGCUAACUUUACCCGAGAGGCUUCACCUGUGCCUUUCUCUGCAGUACCUCACUGCGGACCGAAAUCGUCUGUGGUGUGUGCCGCGCCAUCUCUGCCAGCUGCCCAGCCUCAAUGAGCUCUCCAUGGCUGGAAACCGUCUUGCAUUUUUGCCACUUGAUUUAGGUCGAUCUCGAGAACUACAAUAUGUGUACGUGGAUAACAACAUUCACCUGAAAGGCUUGCCAUCCUAUCUGUACAAUAAAGUCAUCGGGUGCAAUGGCUGUGGUGCUCCCAUUCAAGUUUCCGAGGUGAAGCUGCUUUCCUUUUCAUCAGGGCAACUAACCGUUUUCCUCCCUGCCGAGGUGAAGGCCAUAGGGACAGAGAAUGAUCGCGUCCUGCCUCUGCAAGAGUUGGCCAUGAGGAGUCUGCAUCACACCUACCACAGUUUCCUAAAAGAUUUGGACUUUCUGUCUCCAAUCUCAUUACCCAGAAGUCUCCUGGAGCUGCUACACUGCCCCCUGGGGCACUGUCACCGGUGUAGCGAGCCCAUGUUUACGAUUGUCUACCCCAAGCUCUUUCCCUUGAGAGAGACACCGAUGGCAGGGCUGCACCAGGGGAGGACAGCUGUUAGUUUUGUGGCUUACUGCUGCUCCACCCAGUGUCUGCAGACUUUUGACCUACUGAGCUGAUAAACACUCAGGAGCCUCAGGAGUAUUGCCAGCUUGACACACAGUCGCCUGCAUAUCACACGCUGUUUGUGCGGCAGAGGGACAGGAGAGGCCAGCCUGGCUGAGCAGGCCCUUACAUCCAGUCCCGUCAAAGGCGGGGGACUGCAGAACACUCUGUAAAUGUCAUGAUUGGGCUUCAGGGCUAAAAUGCCUUCACCCUUCCUCUAAGUUGGAAUAUAUCCUCCCCAAAAUUAAGAACUCUGACUUCUGUGUUUUUCUUUUUAUGUGAGUGUGUCUCAUACGCGGACUAUUCAGUUUGAUGUGCCUCCCCAAAUCUAAUUUAAAGCAAGUUUCAGUUCCCUGAAGAACCAUAAUU